CAUUAACAUUCUAAACAAGAAUCCAAUUAACUAGAUCGAUUUACACAAAAUGAAGUUAAUCCCACUCUUUUGUCUGUUCACUUUCACUAUCUCCGCACACAUUGUCUUUAGCCAAAACACAAGUAGUCCUGAUCCACUAUACCAUAUCUGUUUGGGCGGACAAAACUAUUCCAGUUCUUAUGGUACAAAUUUGCAGGCUUUAUUCAGUUCAUUCUCUGUCACUGUUCCUCCAACUGGCUUUGGUCUUGGCUCUAUAGGAGAAGGCGCAGAUCGUAUUAAUGGAUUCGGACUUUGCCGAGGUGACGUAGAAUAUCAUGAUUGUAAUACAUGUUUAGCUACAGCAACUAGUGAGAUUCAUAAACGUUGUCCUUACAACAAAGGAGCUGUCAUAUGGUAUGAUAAUUGCGCAGUUAAGUACUCAGAUGAGAAAUUCUUUGGUAAGAUUGAUGGUACAAACAAGGUUUACUUAUUGAAUGUGAACAAUGUAAGUGAUCCAAAUGCUUUUAAUAAGAAAGUAAGAUAUUUGAUUACGAGUUUAUCAGAGAAGGCUGUAGUUCCCAGCAUGAACCUGUUCGCGACCGGAGAAGUGGCGUUGGGAGGAUAUUCUGAUGAGAAGUUGUAUGGGUUAGUUCAAUGCAGUCGGGAUUUGUCAUCAAGUGAUUGCAAGAAGUGUUUAGAUGAUGCACUGAAUGAGUUACCAAAUUGUUGUGAAGGUAAAAGAGGUGGCAGAGUUAUUGGUGGAAGCUGCAACAUUCGAUAUGAAUUGUACCCUUUUGUCAGGCUUAAAGUCAUAACAUACAGAUCGUCAGUCGUACCUUGAGUCACAUUUACUAAGCUUUUAUACCAAUAUUUUGUAUUUGCAUUCACUAUAAUAAAGUUCUCAUU
This is a messenger RNA of Papaver somniferum (opium poppy), 885 nucleotides long. RefSeq names its product cysteine-rich repeat secretory protein 38-like. NCBI's taxonomy places the organism in Eukaryota, Viridiplantae, Streptophyta, Magnoliopsida, Ranunculales, Papaveraceae. The transcript has a single exon. Bases 50 to 820 code for a protein of 256 amino acids. The record is from RefSeq and is a predicted model, not a curated record.